This is a messenger RNA of Tigriopus californicus, 817 nucleotides long. RefSeq names its product poly(ADP-ribose) glycohydrolase-like. Lineage: Eukaryota; Metazoa; Arthropoda; Copepoda; Harpacticoida; Harpacticidae. Gene Ontology annotation, molecular function: poly(ADP-ribose) glycohydrolase activity. Gene Ontology annotation, cellular component: nucleus; cytoplasm. Gene Ontology annotation, biological process: regulation of DNA repair; nucleotide-sugar metabolic process; ATP generation from poly-ADP-D-ribose. The record is from RefSeq and is a predicted model, not a curated record.
UGGGAUCCAGGGGGAGAAGCUCAAGUGCCUUUUCCAUUAUUUCCGUGCCAUGAGCUUGAAGAAACCCGAAGACGAGACCCCGUGACUUUCCACCGGCAUUUUAUACCUUAUCAAUCGCUCCCGGAUUGGCACAAAUCAAAAAAGCAACUCACCGAAUUGCACAUUAACGCCAAAGGCACGAUCGAAGACGACGGUUUUGGGAUGCUCCAGGUAGACUUUGCCAAUGCAUUGGUUGGGGGGGGUGUCCUGGGCCAUGGUUGCGUCCAGGAGGAGAUUCGGUUCUUGAUCUCGCCGGAACUGAUCUUGUCUCGCCUUUUCACUGAAGGCUCCAGUGGAAAUGAAUGUCUGGUUGUGACCGUCGAGCGGUUUUCCAAAUACUCGGGUUACGCCAGUUCCUUCAAGUUUGAUGGCUUACCAGACGACACGCCCAUCGACAAGGGCUCAAAGCACCGUAAGACGCGAAUGGUUGCCAUCGACGCCUUCCCCCGGGACAUUCCUCGAGUCAGUAUUCACACAAAAUGUGCAACGAGAGCUGAAUAAGGCAUUUGUGGGCUUUAAGAAUUACAAGUAAGUCGCAUAUGAGGGUUAAUUUGAAAAAGUAAUUGGAAUUUAAAACUUAAAAGAUGUAUGACUUGUUUUUGGGACCAAAAGCAGUAAUAAUCAUGUUGAAAUAGUGAAGAACAUGCAUGACAUGAUUGAUUGAGAGGAUGUAAUGGCUAUUACAAUUUUGAUCCGUUUAGUGCGUUUGAAAAGUUGUGAUAAUCAUCCUCAAUUUGUUAGAACAGUAAAAUCACGGAGAGCUUGAAUGAAUUGUGCA